Messenger RNA from Hylaeus volcanicus, 1106 nucleotides. It is a transcript of the gene APC10, whose product is annotated as anaphase-promoting complex subunit 10. Lineage: Eukaryota; Metazoa; Arthropoda; Insecta; Hymenoptera; Colletidae. Gene Ontology annotation, biological process: anaphase-promoting complex-dependent catabolic process; protein K11-linked ubiquitination. The transcript is spliced from 4 exons. Bases 342 to 911 code for a protein of 189 amino acids. The record is from RefSeq and is a predicted model, not a curated record. Gene Ontology annotation, cellular component: anaphase-promoting complex.
GGCCUUUCUGUAAACAUUGACUAAAAAUAAUGCAAAAUUGUCUAUCCUUGUAAAAAAUUCCAUUAUUCGUAACCUUUCACGAGUAUUGAUACUGGUUAAACAAUUGUGUAUUUCUUGUGGAAUAUUAGAAGGAAUUAAAAGCGAUCGAAAGUCCCAGUAUCUUCAUACAUUCGUUGACUGCGUAGAGAUAACCUCAAUAUUUUUGACAGAUCUCAUCCCAAAACAUAACAAAUCCGUGACCAGGGUGACCAUCUGAGUCGCUGUCAUUAUUAUUACACAUCAAAAUAAACCAUCUAAAGAUGCCACUGUAGAACUCAAAUGUAUACUACUAACAAUUAAUUAUGAGCAACAAGACUGGUAAUGGAGGAGAAGUGGAUCCCGUUCAGGAGGAAUUAGCUGGUCGUGUACGGGAAGUAGGAAACCAAGCAAUUUGGAGUUUGUCUAGCUGCAAACCUGGCUUCGGCGUGGAUCAAUUACGCGACGAUGUUACAGAAACGUAUUGGCAAUCCGACGGACAACAACCACACUUAGUAAACAUACAGUUUAAGAGGAAAACAACUAUACGCGAUAUAUGUAUUUAUGCGGAUUACAAGCUGGAUGAAAGCUAUACUCCCAGCAGGAUAAGUAUAAGAGCAGGUACAAAUUUCAACGAUCUCCAGGAGGUAGAAGUUAUGGACCUGAACGAGCCAAGCGGCUGGGUCGUGAUUCCAAUAAAGGACAUAAACGACAGGCCCAUCAGGACGUUCAUGAUACAAAUAGCUGUGAUAACCAAUCAUCAGAACGGACGAGACACGCAUAUGAGGCAGAUUAAAGUUCACAGUCCGACGCAGGAUGUUCUCGGACCCCCAGCUCCUUACAUCCCAGGCCAGUUUCUUACCAAUGAAUUCCUACGCUACGCUACAGUUAGAUAAAAUUUAAUAAUACACGUACAUUAUGCUGUAUGAUAUUAUUUCAUUGUUAUCAAAUAAAAAUUGUGUAUAAAGAGGCCAUAAUUCCAUUUUGUGCAUUACACUGCGAUGAGAAAGAAAAUAUUUUUCUUUUAUACACUCUAUUAAAAACUGUAUCUAAUCCAAAUUAAGCAAUAAAGUGUCUCAGUUGUGAUUUAA